Messenger RNA from Pecten maximus, 1552 nucleotides. Its product is annotated as zonadhesin-like. The coding region runs from base 14 to 1486 and encodes 490 amino acids. The transcript has 9 exons. The record is from RefSeq and is a predicted model, not a curated record. NCBI's taxonomy places the organism in Eukaryota, Metazoa, Mollusca, Bivalvia, Pectinida, Pectinidae.
CUACAGAGCAGAUAUGACAGCAUGUCCUGCCACCUGUGUGGACCCUGAGGCCCCGAAAACAUGUCUGAGGUACCCUGUAGAGGGUUGUGAGUGUGAUAGUGGGUAUGUCCUCAGUAAUCAACGCUGUGUACGCGAGGCCGAAUGUGGCUGUACUGAUGUGGACGGCGAGUAUUAUCCAAUAGGUACUGAGUUCGUUUCUAGUGACUGCUCAUUAGUAAAGCAGUGUAAAGCGGAAGGCGAUCAGAUGAAGAUUGUUAUCAAGGAAAGAAGGGCCCCAUGUGGUACUAAUGCCGAGUGUAAAACUAAGGACGGGGAAUACACGUGUGUAUGUAAGACACGGCACACCGGAGAUCCCCUGAAAGGUUGUAAGGAAAUAAUUUGUAGACCUAACGCCCACUACGUUGAAAAGGUAUCCGCAUGUCCUGCUACUUGUGAGAACCCUACAGCUCCAGACAGCUGUACGAAACCCAUGACGGAAGGCUGUGCCUGUGACGAGGGCUUCAUUAGGAAUGAGGGACAAUGUAUCCGCGUUCAGGAUUGUGGAUGUAGAGAUGAGGAUGGGAAACGUUAUCGGGACGGUACUGAAUUCGUCUCGAGUGACUGUUCAGUAGUAAGACAUUGUACAGCGGUAGGCAAUCAGAUGAAGAUUGUAGUCAAGGAAAGGAGGGGCCCGUGUGGCACUAAUGCCGAGUGUAAAGCUAAGGACGGGGAAUACACGUGUGUAUGUAAAGCACGGCACACCGGAGAUCCCCUCAAGGGGUGUAAGGCGCCGAGAGAAUGUCGCACGGAUGUACAAGGCACAGGCUAUCAAGGAAUUGUCUCGGAAACAGCAUCUGGAAAAUCUUGUAGAACCUGGAAUACUUUGAACAAACGGAAAUAUGCACUACUCGGAAGACAUAACAGUUGUCGCAAUCCAAAUGGUCAGAGGAUUUCACCAUGGUGUUUUUUAAAGAAUGGCAAGUCUUGGGAAUACUGCGACAUACCUAUGUGUAAUGGCAAAAAACCUGGGUGCAUUGCAACAACGACUCUAUCAUGUUCGGGUGCAGACGGUGGAGCCAAACGGUGUAGGAAAAACGGAAUCCAGUAUAUUACCUGGGUCGAUCAGAUUGCUAACACCAAGUGUGUCUUUGGUGAAACCUAUGGAAGACAGAGAGACGAAAUCUGGGUCAAUGGUGGUUGUGGCGGCGAUUUCUCAAUAUGUUAUAAACCAGACAAAAUGACGUACAGGCCGAACACAACUCCGGUAACAGAAUGCAAAAAGACAAAGAAAGGCACCGAUUAUAAAGGAACAUGGGGCAUCACCACUUCCGGUCGAUUGUGUCAGUCCUGGUCUUCCCAAUAUCCACAAAAACACAAACAUCACAAAAAGCUGGCAGGAGAAUCAAACUACUGUAGGAACCCUAACGGCCGGAAAAGACCCUGGUGUUUGGUUGACGAUCCAAAGUACAAAAAACAAUGGGAAUAUUGCGAUAUUUCAUAUUGUUGAGCAGAAGGCCAGCACGACAGCCGGACCCGGAAACACUUUAUCAAUAAACAUUUAAGCAAUCAUUUA